AUGCCGGGCCUCCUGGACGCACCUUGGGCCUCCUGGACGCACCUUGGGCCUCCUGGACCCACUCUGGGCCUCCUGGACCCACCUUGGGCCUCCUGGACCCACCGUGGGCCUCCUGGACCCACUUUGGACCUCCUGGACCCACCUUGGGCCUCCUGGACCCACCUUGGGCCUCCUGGACCCACCUUGGGCCUCCUGGACCCACCGUGGGCCUCCUGGACCCACUUUGGACACCCCUGCUUGGACACGAUGCAUCAGCGGCCAAAGAUCCACAUCUUCCUCGGUGCUCCUCCUCCUCCUCCUCUUCCUCCUUCACCUAGGAUGGAGGAAGAGGAGGAGGAGGAAGAGCAUCCUACAGGAUGGAGACACCUGGAGCUCACCUGGAGGGCGGGCCGUCUCCGACCCACUGCAGAUGUUCCUGGGAAUGAGGAUCAGAGAAAGGAGAAUCCAACAGAACCGGAACCGGGUCGGGCCACAGGGUCUGCUAGAGGACGAUCCGAUGGAGAUGGAGGACUUUCGUCUGAAGCCGGAGCUCUGAGGACAGAGGGAGACUCAGGUGGUUCUGGGGAGGAUCUGUGUUCUGCUUCGGUCCAGGAGUACCUGGACCGCUGUUUCCCUAUAGCUCAACAAGAACCAGAACCAGAGCAGCAGCCUCCGUCCACCAGAACCCAGUUCCUCAGCACCUGGACUCUCAGCCAGGCCCUGAUCCUGAGAGGAAGACACGCCGUCCAAUCAGCACUCACCAAAGACAAAGCCCCGCCCAUCCCAGGCGAAGCUCCACCCAUUCCAGACACAGCCCCGCCCAGCCCAGAUGAAGCCCCGCCCACCACAGACAAAGCACCGCCCACCCCAGACAAAGCCCAGCCCACCACAGACGAAGCCCCGCCCAGCCCAGACGAAGCACCGCCCACCACAGACAAAGCUCCGCCCGUUCCCCUUGUCAGCCCCCUGUCUGGCUCCUCCAGCACCCCUGAGCUGUUCAGCCUGGCCGCCUCAUCUCUUGGAGACUCCAUGGAGCUGUUCAGCCACACCUGUCCGGCCUCCAGGGCGGAGCAAGGUGGGGUCAUCAUGGAGGUCACCGCAGACGGCGUCCUCUGCUCUCAGGAGUCUGACCCCAAGACGCCCCCCACAUCGCCCCCUUGCAGCAAGAAACCACGACCCUCAGAGGAGUCGACGUCUGCAGCACCAGAGAGCUCCACCUCCACCACCCGUCUGGACAGGUGCGACCAGGUGGGACGCAGGUACUCUGUCCUGGUGGUGGUGGUCCACCCAUGCCAUCUGAAGGAGGUCCAGGUGCGGUCGGGUCCAUCAGCAGGAAGCCGCGUUCCUCUGGCCUCCAUGGUGGUGACGGACCAAUCAGGAGCUGAGAUGAAGGUGGUGCUGUGGAGGAGAGCGGCCUUCUGGGUACUGACCGUGAGUCCUGGAGAGGUUCUGCUCAUCACAGGACUGCAGGUGAGGGAGGACAGGUGGAGAGCAGAGACUGUCCUCCAGUCCACCUUCUCCAGCAAACUGCUGAACCUGGGACACGCCUCCACCUCACCGCCAGUUAGCCAGCAGGUUAGCGCCUGCGCUCUCCGUUCUCUGUGCGGUUUCGUCAGGGAGCGGCGCCCCCUGCUGGUGUCCCUCCCCAGUCGGCCCCAGCAGGAUCUGAACCGGCUCCCUUACGCCACCCUGAGGUCGCUGCGGGUCAACACGCUGGUUCACGCUCUGCUGCGAGUCACGCACUCUCACAUCAGCUCAGAGUGGAGAGACGAGGCCGAGUCUCGGAACCGCUCGGCGGUCCAGAUGAAGGCGGUUCUGACGGUGCAGCAGCCGGGCGGCCAGCAGGGGGCGCUGCUGCUGUGGGGGGCAGCCAUGGACUGGCUGUCCCGCUUCAGCAGACACAAAGAAGCUGUGUGGGACUUCAGAGUUCUCCUGGUGAGGGCGGGUUUGACCUCCGACCUCACAGAGCUGCACUCCACCCCCUGGAGCUCGGUCCGGGUUCUGGACCCGACAGACCGCCAGGCGCUGGACUUCCUGCGAGCGUGGCGCCGUCCAGGGCCGAGCGGCACGGCUCUGGAGCUGGAUGUAGACACGCUGUUGUCCCAGAAGUACAGCGGUGAGGUGGAGCUCAGAGUCCAGGUGCUCAGCUUCCAGUUCCAGGAGGCUCCGCCCUCCCAGAACCCAGCGCAGCCGGUUCUGGACGGCUCCACGCCGCGGGCCGGCCUCCUGGCGGCGCUGAGCGGUGACAUCACCUACACCGGCUGUGGCCGCUGCGCCGCCGAGCUGGACACGGACCGCAACGGGAUCUACACGCCGUGCUACGCCUGCCUGCCGCUCACCGCCCUGCGCCGCUUCUACAGGCCAGGUGUGCUGACGGUGAGUGGGCGCGGCUCCCCCCACCUCACGGUCCGGGUUCCUCCGGUUCCUCUGCAGAAGAUCCUCCAAGCUCCUCCGGACCGACUCCAGCGCAGCGCAGCUCCAGGUUCUCAGGUGCGACACGUCCAGGUGGCGGCGGAGAAGCUGCAGGCGCUGCUGGCUCUUCCCAGGAAGUGGGUGGUCAUCACGGUGCGGAGCCACUUCCUGUGCGACCAGAACAGCGUCCCCCUCAGUCAGGACUUCACUCUGCUGGACCUUCAGGUUCCGACCCAGUGAAGAACCCACCUGGUGGGCGGAGCUUACAGGCUCCUCCAGGUGCGUCAGUGGAGCCCAGUGGACACCAGGGGGCGGUGUUCUCCAGGUGUGAACUCCUGCUCCGGCUCCUCACCUGUUUCAGGUAAAACCACCGGAGGUCAUUAGCGUCAGGUGAAGAGGAGAGACGCUGAGUCAGGGAGGACUGACGGGGUCCAGCCUGCAUGGAGAACCGGCCGGUUCGGUUCCCGGUCCGGUCCGGUCCGGUCCGGUCCGAUCAUCAUCAUCAUCAUCAUCAUCAUCAUCAUCAUCAUCAUCAUCAUCUCCAGACAGGAUGUGUUUAUGGACGCAGCUGCUCCACCCUGAUGAUGAUGAUGAUCCUUCCUGGUGGCUCUGCUCUCUGAUUGGCUGUGAGCUGCAGGUUUCGCUGCAGGGUAAGGUGUGUGUGUGUGUAUUUAUCUUGUCUCUAUCUGCUGUAAUAAACAAAUAAGCAAGUCUGCAUGAACUCGGCGUUGCUAUGGUAACGGCCCCCACAAACACUGAAACCCUCCGUCACGUGUUUUAUACCAACAUCUGAUAUUUGGCUCUGUCAAGUUUUAAAGAAAUGUUUACGAUCUUUUUGAUGAAACAUAAAUAAUUUGAUAUGAAAACAUGAAUUUGAUCAAACUUUGAUGUGAGAAUCCUGGAAGUUCCUGGAACUUUCCUGGGAAAACGGGAAUCAAACGGGUCGACUUCCUGACAGGAGUUCAGUUUCUGACCAGCUGUUUUUAAAGACGUUAUUAUUUUACUCCAUUAACAAUAAAAUCCUGUUUUUUACUCCA
Poecilia reticulata (guppy) is the source of this 3428-nucleotide messenger RNA. The record is from RefSeq and is a predicted model, not a curated record. Lineage: Eukaryota; Metazoa; Chordata; Actinopteri; Cyprinodontiformes; Poeciliidae.